AUGACGACGCCCGUCCAAAAAUCCGCGCUCGACGCCAUCCGGCUCUUCCGCACAAAGGAAAUCGCAGGGCUCUACAAACACCUCCGCAAAUUCGGGCCUCUCCCCGAACCCCCCGCCUCCACCACCACCUCCAGCACCGCAGAAAACGCUAUCAGUCUCCCGAACCCCUUCCUCCCUAAAAAGCACCCGCACGCGCGUAAAUGGCUCGGCGCGAAGUACUCGUUGCGGCGCCAGGCGGAGCUGGUGAAGAAGGCGCAGGUCAGCGGGACGCUGGACCUGCUCCCACCCGGACCGAAGAAGUUCGCGGCGGAGCUCCGCGCGGAGAGGGUGAGAGCUGCGAUGCCGCUCGCACAGCGGGAGCUGGAGGAGAAGAUGUCGAAGCUCGCUGUAUCGCACGUGGACGCCGCUGCUGAGCUGAAGAAGGAGAAGGCAGCGCUCGAGGCGAAGGUUGCUGCGCUGCGCGUCUCGCUGGCGGGGAUGAAGGAGAGCCUGGUGGGUGUCACCGCCGAAUACGACGCAGGCCAGCUCGCUUCCUUCGAAGCUGAAUCCGCCUCUGACAACAUAUCACCCGCCGACGUCGCCCAACGGCGCGCUGCACACCGCCAAGUCAGCAAAACCAAACGCGCCCUCGAGAAGCGGAUCAAAAAGACACAGGAGGCAGUGUCCAGCGCGAAGAAGCGGAUCGGGGAGAUUGGGCUGCAGGCGAAGGUCGAGGAGAAUACGGCGUGGAAGGUGCCGGUGCUCUGGGCGGGCACGGGGGCGGGUAAGGGGAGAGGGGGCAAGACGACGCCGGGCGCGGAGCUUGGUACGCGGUUGUAUUCGGGUAAGAAGAGGAUGUUCAAGGGCCAUCUUUGGGAGCGCAAGGCGGCUGGACGGGCGAGGAGGCAUGCUAUCCUCAUGCGCGAUAUGCCGGCGCGUAUCGAGAGGUACAAGAGUUAUUACAAGAAGAGAAAGCCGAAUCCACUCAGACCCUCUCGAUACACCAAACCACCCAAACUGCCGUUCUAG
Messenger RNA from Psilocybe cubensis, 1008 nucleotides. RefSeq lists its product as uncharacterized. The coding region runs from base 1 to 1008 and encodes 335 amino acids. Gene Ontology annotation, molecular function: structural constituent of ribosome. The transcript has 2 exons. NCBI's taxonomy places the organism in Eukaryota, Fungi, Basidiomycota, Agaricomycetes, Agaricales, Agrocybaceae. Gene Ontology annotation, cellular component: mitochondrial large ribosomal subunit. The record is from RefSeq and is a predicted model, not a curated record.